Messenger RNA from Funneliformis caledonium, 474 nucleotides. Lineage: Eukaryota; Fungi; Glomeromycota; Glomeromycetes; Glomerales; Glomeraceae. The record is from the annotation of a GenBank genome assembly.
AUGAAUUUUCACCUCAAGUCAAUAAAUUCUUUAGAGAUGUUGGCCGAUCCUAAACCAUUUGUUAGUUAUUAUUCAAAGAGAAUAAUUUUUGGCAAAGAUGUUCGAGAUAAAGUUUAUAAUUCCCUAGCUAAAUUCAUGGUAAUUCAUCGCAAAACUACCCAAGUCUUUGAAAGAGGACUUGAAAAUAACUCGAGGCCAAAUUCGGAUCCACCAAAAGAUAAUGAAGUCAUCAAAAAGAAGCGUAAUUACAAUGUUGAUUUUUUAUUGAUUCACUUGCUACAUAGCAUGCGUGAUGAUGAAACUUUGAUUCAAGAAAUUUUAAGGAGAACAAAAGAUUUGAAAUUCCGAAUGAUAACUGUUCAAUUUUAUCAAUUACUUCAAACUCCUUCGUUACCGGCGAGUUCAUUUAAAAAACUUCCAGUAUUUCUUAAAAUCUUGACAAGUUUAUUUGACGUUUCAUCAAAUUUAGUUUGA